This is a messenger RNA of Onthophagus taurus, 1173 nucleotides long. RefSeq names its product structure-specific endonuclease subunit SLX1 (gene slx1). The record is from RefSeq and is a predicted model, not a curated record. NCBI's taxonomy places the organism in Eukaryota, Metazoa, Arthropoda, Insecta, Coleoptera, Scarabaeidae. Gene Ontology annotation, biological process: double-strand break repair via homologous recombination. Gene Ontology annotation, cellular component: Slx1-Slx4 complex. Gene Ontology annotation, molecular function: crossover junction DNA endonuclease activity; 5'-flap endonuclease activity.
AUUUUGCGAGAUUCGCACGAAAAAAGUGAGGUUAGAAUCACGAAAAUCACCAGGAUGAAAACGACUCGUUUACAAAUCAUUUUUUUAACUUAACUUUAUUAAAUUAAUAAAUAAUUAGUUGUUUACGGUGCGAGUUUUAAACAUUAAAUGAUCCCCACUGAAAUCCCGGCUUAAAUUUAACUGUAUUUUACCCUGACUUGAAUGAAUAAGUUCGCAUAAACGGAUAACUGUACAAGUUAAAAGUACCCGAAGAAAGUUAACUUUCACCUUAAAAUCCAAAAUUUAUAAAAAAAUAACCUCACUUUUUAGAGGCGAGAAUUCCUAAAUGGAUGAAAACAAAGAGAUUGUUGAAGAUUUUUAUGGAGUUUAUCUUUUAUAUUGUAAAAACCCUAAAUAUUUAGGUAAAACGUACAUCGGAUACACCGUAGAUCCUAAUCGAAGGAUUAAACAGCAUAAUAAAGGGAAAAAAUACGGUGGGGCUUAUAAAACGAGUAAAAAAGGACCUUGGACGAUGGUUAUGAUUAUACACGGAUUUCCUAAUGAUAUCGCCGCUUUACGGUUUGAAUGGGCUUGGCAGCACCCCACAUCUUCUCAAAGACUAAAUCACAUCCAAAAACAAAAAAGGAAUGAGAAACAAUAUGAUUAUCGAUUGAGGGUUUUAUCUGAAAUGUUAACAGUGGGGCCAUGGAAUCGAUUACCUCUAACAAUACGAUGGUUGGAUGAGACGUUAUUUCGCGAUUUAGCAGGUUUAAAAAUCCCCCCAAUACAUAUGCCAAUUUGUAUUGGUGGAGUUAUCAGCAAAAAAGUCGCAAAGCAAGCUGAAAAUGACUCGAAUGAAUUAAUUUCGUGCGUUAUUUGUGACAAAAAAAUCGAAGGGAAAGCUUUAAGAUGUUUGAGAAAAAGUUGUGAUUUAAUUAGUCAUGUAAUUUGCUUGUCGCGGUUUUUUUUGAGAUUAGGGGAGUAUGUUCCGAUUGAGGGUGAUGUAUCCCUCAUUUGGUUUCAUAUAACAUUCUUGGAGAUAUCAUUAAAAAUUGGAAGCUUUAAUUUUGACAUUUCUAAUAAAUUCAUCUAAAUUAAGAUUAAAGAUAAAAUCUUCCUCUUUAAGAUGAUGUACUAUACCUCAUUUGGUUUUAUAUAACAUUCUUAGAGAUAUCAUUAAAAAUUUCAAGCUUA